Messenger RNA from Mercenaria mercenaria, 7507 nucleotides. Its product is annotated as SH3 and PX domain-containing protein 2A-like. Gene Ontology annotation, biological process: superoxide anion generation. The record is from RefSeq and is a predicted model, not a curated record. NCBI's taxonomy places the organism in Eukaryota, Metazoa, Mollusca, Bivalvia, Venerida, Veneridae. Bases 89 to 3799 code for a protein of 1236 amino acids. Gene Ontology annotation, molecular function: phosphatidylinositol binding; superoxide-generating NADPH oxidase activator activity; protein binding. The transcript has 12 exons.
GUGAGGUGAACCGGUCUGUCUUAAGAAACUACAACAAACAAAAGAUGGAAUGAAAGUGUGUGAAUAUUAGUCAUGAUAAUACAUUAAAAUGGGGAGAACUAUUGAGGAUAUUGAAGUUGUUGAUGUGGAGAAACGAAAAAUACCAAGCAAGCACUAUGUAUACAUUCUGCAUGUCACCUGGUCGGACCAGUCCACCAAUGUUAUCUACAGAAGGUACAGCAGGUUCUUCGACUUCCAGAGCCAGCUUAUGGACAUGUUUCCUGAGGAGGCUGGGGCUCUGGAUCCAUCCAAGAGGAUCAUACCUUUCCUACCAGGCAAGAAGUUCUUUGGGCGCAGCCAUAUCCGUGAAGUAGCAAUUAAACGCAUGGCACCGAUAGCAGAAUAUUGUAAGGCAAUAGUCAACUUGCCUCGGAGGAUAUCUCAGUGCAAAGAUGUGAUUCAAUUCUUUGAGCUAGAACCAGAUGACAUUAACCCACCCACAGGGAGGAAGGCCUCUGUGAAGGCAAAGAAGAUUUCCCAGCCAAAGCCACUGGAGGUGUAUGUUGCAGUGACCGAUUACAAGAAACAGGAGAAAGGGGAGGUCACUCUUAAAGUUGGAAUGCUUGUUGAAAUUGUAGAAAAAACAGAAACAGGUUGGUGGUUUGUGAAUGUAGAGGAUGAACAAGGCUGGGUACCAAGCACCUGCCUGGAGAGGGAGGAUGGUCUUAAAGAGGAUUCUACUGUCAAAUUCAGUCCUGGAGAAGAGCAACAGUAUUUGUGUACAGAGGAAUUUCGAGGGGAAGGGGACGAUGAGAUUUCCAUGGAGAGAGGAGCAGUUGUAGAUGUAAUAGAGAAAAACCUUGAAGGAUGGUGGCUUGUUAGGUACAAUGGACAGGAAGGUUAUGUACCAGCUACAUUUCUAAUACAGACUGAAUCUGUGAAGGUACUCAAGAAAAACAAACAUGAAAAAGUGAAAAAUGGAAAACUGAAACAUGAAAGAGUGAAAACUGGAAUAGUGAACAGUGAAAGGAAGACCAAUUCUGGUAGUGAAUCAUUAGGUGGAGGACCACAGAUUGUCAAAUCUUUGAUGGAAGUCAGUGAUUUGUUAAAGGAUGACUCGGACACAAAUACUGUUCCACUAUCUCGACCAACUAUAACAACUUCCCAGAUUGAAAGUGAUGAUGAUGUAUUUGAUGAUGAUGAUGAUUAUGAGGUGCCGGAAGAGGAAGAGAACUACUCUGUACAAGAACUCAGCAAGAUCCUACGUGAGGACAAGAAAGGAUGUGCCGAAACAAACAAAGUUUAUGAAAGUAUACAGAGCAUGAAAUCACGAUCGUUGAAGAGAUAUGGUUCCACACGGCCUCCACCUAGACCUUCAGUUAGGCCAAGCCAUGGAGGUUUUACACCAACAACCCCUCGACCUGCAUUAGUACACUCCGAGUCAUUCAGUUCAGAGUAUUUUACCAUAGCUGCAUUUUCUGAUGCUGUUGGUGAUGGUAUCAGCUUCAAUGAAGGACAAAGUGUCAAGGUAUUAGAGAAAAGUGAGAAUGGAUGGUGGUAUAUAGAGAUAGAUGAUAAAGAGGGCUGGGCACCAGCUGCAUACAUAGAACGUGUAGAGCCAGUUAAAAAGGCACGAGUACCCUCACCAUUAGCUGUAAAUAAGACUCCCUCACCAUCUAGAAGUAGAGAAGACCUUACUAAUGAUGAUACAGAAGUUAGUAAAAGAUCGUCAACUGUAGGGGAUUUAGCAAGUGCCAUCAAAGCUAAGCUUAAUAAAGGAAACAAACCUCCACCUACACCUCCAAAGAAAGACUUCCUCAAUGAAAACGACACGAAGGAAGACCGUAGCCCAAGUGGACAUUCUGAGCCUGGUAGAUUGCAAAUUCCUGGUGGUUUUCCGUUACCAGGGCAACUUACAGGAUUAAAAAAGGCAGCUGAUAGAAGCAGCCAGCCCCCACCCCCAGCUCCUCCUGCUAAUAGGAACAUGCAACCUCCACCUCCAGCACCGCCAGUGAAAACAACAAGUGAACCUAAACCAGCACCUUUUGGUGCAGCUCUUAAACCAACACCUCCGAAAAAAGCUGACACAAAACUAGACAAUAAACCAAAACCACCGUCACUGCCUAUGAAACCAUUGAAUGAGAAAUCAAAGCCAUCAGUUCCUUUGAAACAUAAUUCAGAGACUGUUGACUCCGGUCCUAAACCACCUGUUAAACCUGAUGGUCAGGUUAAUGCAGGUAAUAAUGAAAGUAAUGGCAGUGUUGUUGGAAAUACAAAUGCUUUAAAAGCAAAGUUUUCAGCAAUGGAUAAUGAAAAGGCUGUACCAAAACCAGCAGAAUUUAAACCAACAUUACCAGUUAAAAGUAAGAUAGGUGAUGCUGCUCCAAGUGAAAGAUCAAGCAAUGUAGCUGGAUUAACAGGUGCUUUAAAAGCUAAGUUUGAAGGCACUUGCAGUGAGAAAACUGAAUCUGAAGCUCAAAAAUCUAAACCAAAUGUGAAUCCAAAAGUUCAUUUAAAGCCAGUUCAUAAUCAGACUAAGUCAGGUCCUCCUUCACCAUUGAAGAAACCAGGAUUUGGAAGUCCUGGUAUUCCUUUAAAGCCAGGUAAUGCAAGUCAAGCACCACAGAUGCCAGCAAAGCCAUCCUGGGUGAAGAAGCCAGAAAAGCAGUCACCACCAACAACAAAUAGGCCAUCUUGGGCUAAAAGUAAUACUGAAAUAACAAAACCUAGAAAAUCUGACUCAGGUGAAGAUGAUAUUGGUGCUCAUAAAGUGAGUGACUUGGCAAAUGUUCUAAAAGCAAAAUUUGAAAAUAGACAAACAGUAGGUGAUUCAUCCGGAAAUGAAAUGUCACAUAGGGAGAGUAAACCUCUCCCACCAGCAAAAUCAGCAGUCAAACAAUUCCAGAAGCCAGCAAGACCAGCUACACCUCCAUCACCAAAAACUACUUUAAAAGUACAGAAACCUCCCCAAGGGAGACAACUUCCUGUUGCACCAGUCCACAGAUCAAGUUCCCCCAGUGCAACAGACUCGAAAGGUCUUGAUCCACAAAAGUAUUCAUCUCGACCACUCCCACCACAACCAAAAUCCCCUGUAGAGAAAGACACAACCAACAAACACCCAGGGAAAGUAGUACCUUCUUUACCCACUAAACCAAAGUCUGCAAGUCCAAUAGCACAUGUGAAAAGGGCAGAUUCAAGAGAAAGUACUGAUUCUGAAGAUGAAUCUAAACCUGUUGGGGUUUCAAACCUCGCUAAUGUAUUAAAAGCAAGACUUGGUGGUAUAGGUGCUGGAAGAAUUGAAAGCUCAAGUAAUACUCCUUCUAAAUCAAAGGAGAACUCAAAACAAACAGUAUUUGAAAAUCACAAUAGUAAUUCUGACAUUGAAAAUAACAAUGUAACAUGUGAUAUUUCCAGUGGUAAUAACCUUUAUUCUGCAAUAGCAGAUUUUGCAGGACAUAAUGAGGGAGAGAUCAGACUUUCCACAGGUCAGCAAGUUGAACUUUUAGAAACAGCAGAAGGCUGGUCAUAUGUAAGUUGUGGAGGCAGUGAAGGCUGGGCACCAUCCACAUAUUUAGAGAAGGUACAAGCAGGUCAAGGAGGAGAACAAGAUAGUUGGACUGGUUCACAGUCUUUUAGUUCCAAACAGACUGUGUUCAGAACUAAUACAGAAUUUAUAGCUGAAAAUGAAGGAGAGUUAAGUGUGAGUGCUGGACAGGAAGUGAGUGUUCUGGAGAACCCAGAUGGUGGUUGGUGGUACAUAGAGACUGCUGGAAGUGAAGGUUGGAUUCCAGCAUCAUAUAUUGAUGAGGUUACAGUCUAAUGUUAACAGAUGAAAAAUAUUUACAGUCCAGUGUUAUAGCACUCCGAUUUUUCAUUCAGUCAUACUAUCAGACUAUGUCAAAAUUCCUUUUGGCAUUUUUGCUGUAUGUUUUAAAUUUUUAAUGUUUGUUUCAGACAUGCUGUUGGAACAAAAUGUCUCCUCUAGGCAGUAUUUUCAUGUGACCUUUCAAAUCUCUUUGUAUCAAUGUAACAAUUUUUUUUUACAUUCCUUUGAAAAUUAUGUGUGCAUGUGUUAUUUUCUUUGGGAGUUCCUGCACAUAUUAAUAGAGAUGUUCAUGUCUUUACAUUAAGUUAAUUUUCUUCAAAUCAUGUGCAAUAUUAUUUUUUUAUUGGAGACUGUGGAUGAGAAGAAAUAGAUACGCUUCAAAACAUAUAGAAAGACAGUAACCUAUUUUUUAGUAUCAUAAAAUUCCGUGCAAUGCCAUGUAAACAUAUUCUUUAAUUAAGAAAUAAGUGUAUAGUAAAACAGUGUUUUAACAUUAUUAAUACACGAAAAGACCUCAUGAAAUUAUUCCGCGGACGUAUAACCGAUUUUGAGUGUAUUAAUUUGAGUAAAACAAUUUUUCUAUACAUUAUUUUGAUUCUGAUAUGCCCUUUAUCUUAAACAGUAGAAAAAUAUAGUAGCGCCCUUUUUUGCUCGCAACAAAAACAUUGACGACAUCGCACAUUAACUUGAUGUCAUUUAAGCGUAAGCAUCUUUUAACAGAAACAAGCAUAUUAGAAUAGAGCUUAUGCUUUGCAUGUGUGUUUUCAUGUAAACAUUGUAUUGAUAUUGUACUUGAAUGGUUAAAUUCUUACAAAUGCUGUCAGUCCGUUUUUGACCCGUUUUCAUGCAUGCUUAUAAUUUCGUGAUUUUUGGUAUGCAUGUUUGUAUCUAAAAACCAGGUUUUUAUUUAGUUUCAGUGGGAUCAUUUUUAGGCAGGUUAUGGCCCAAGCAUUUUUUUAGCUCACUUUAGCAUACAUUGCUUAAGAAGUCACAAUUUUGUCACAGUCAUACAGAAACUGGGUCAGAAUAUUAAUAAAGUAGAAUAGAUCAUGUUUGAAAGUAGGGUGAAAAACUGUUUCAGGUUAAAGGGAUUUUAUGGCCCUUUAACCUUUUUCACUAUACAUAUAUGUUGUUGUAAUGGUGACCUACAGAUCAAGGAAACUGUUAGAUCUGGUUUGAUGGUUUUAUCGCAACAGAACCAAAUGUUCAGGGUAAGUUAUUAGUUUGGGUUGAUGGUCCAUUGUCCAGCUUCCAGGUUUCGUUUGUUCACACUCUUUUCAUAAUUUUAACAUGUCCAAAACAUUGCGGAUUGAUACUAAUUUCACUUGGGUAUUGAUUACAUUUUACUCGGACUUUAUCAUAGAUUCCCUGUGUAAAAUCUCAAACUUUUAACUAAAAUAAAGGUAAUGUUUGUAGCAUCAUCUGGGGCAUGUGCAGUGAAAAGUCUUGAUUUGAUUUCUAAAAUAGUGUGAUAUUUAUUUCUAAAGUCACUAUAUGUUCAUUGUAAAUAUACUUUGUUAUACACAAGUGGAAACUGGCAGGUACUGGAAAAUGCAGCUCUCUGAUUGGUCAGUUAGAACCCUUAAUGUACUGUGAUGUCAUGAUAAAAUUAUGAAUAGGUCACUUUUUUGUCUAAUCUUGAUGGAACAUGAUCUAAAUGUUUGCCGUUACGAAUUCUCGGACUAGGUCGAAACUUGGUCAUUCUGGGCUGAAAACUAGGUCAAUAGGUUGAAUAAUAGGAAAACCUUGUUUACACACCAUAUUUUUACUUUAUCUUUAUGCAAAUGGGUGUUUGUCUUUAUGAAAUCAUGAUGAAGUUCAAGACUAGGUUAUCUGGGGUCUAAAACUAGGUUACUAACUAGAUCAAACAAUAGGAAGACCUUGUUAUCACUGUAGAUGCCAUGUAACUUUCUGCCUGAUGAUGCAGACAAAUUCUGUACAUAUAUAGUGAGAAAGUCUAGAAUCUUCUCAUUAGAGACUGCUGGUCAAUUUUGUAAUGUUUUUGCAGGAAUGUUCCUUGAAUUACCAUCUUAUCAUGAGUUUUCAUAUUAUUUUGAUUUUGUCAAAAAUGUGGCCACUUUGAUUUUUGGUGUGUCAUUGCUUGUAGACAAUCUAGGUAAGUUCUAAUUUUUUUAGGAGAGUUUUAGCCUGUGCAAUUUACCUCUGAGGUUUAUGUCAUUGGGGGGCAUAUUAAUCAUUUUAUACAUUGUAUUAGUGUUUCUCUUGGUAAUAAAGGGUUACUGUCCACGUAGUUUAGUCUGUUGAGUACAAGAGAGUACAUGGCUUAAUUCACUGUGCUACAAAGUUUUAGGAUUAAUGAAACUUAAAUUUUAGUUCUAAUUUAUAGGUAUAGGGAAAGGAUUUUUAAUUUUUGCACUUUUUAUUGUUAUCUUUUCAAAUGAUUGUGAUUUUAAUCCGAUGAAAUUGAAUGGUUAAUUUGUUAUUAUGUUACUAAUUUUCAAGCUGAGAUAACUACUAACCAUAGCAUAUAUAAAAAUCAAGUAUAUAAUUAUGUAUACUCUUUUGAGUUCAUUUUUAUGGCAUUGCCUACUUGCCCUUUGAAACAUGUUCUUGUGCCAGUUUGAUCCUUAUAAACUAAAAUAUUAGACUGGAUCUUUAAGAGAUUUAGACUACCUGGUAGUAAGUUGUAAAACUAAAGGCCUCCAUGGCCAAGUGGUUAAGGUCGCUGAUUUUGAAUCUCCUGCCCCUCGCCAAUGUGGGAUUGAGCCUCACUUGGGGCGUUGAAUUCUUCAUGUGGGGAAGACAUUUAGCUGGCUUACGGAAGGUCGGUGAUUCUACUCAGGUGCCCACUCGUGAUGAAAUAAUGCACGGAGGGGCACCUGGGGGGUCUUCCUCCACCAUCAAAGUUGGAAAGUCACUUGAAGUUUAGAGGUUGGUUUCCGAGCCUGGUACCCAGCAAUCUGAUGUAAAUACCUUAAGAGAAAAUUUAUUUUGGCGAGAAUUUAGUACAAGGUCUUUGGGCCCAUUCUAGAAAAACUUGAAAAUUCUGUACUAAUUUACUUGCUUGUUUUCUUCAGAAAAAUACAUCACAUUAGUAUUACAGAAAUAAUGUUACGAAUGGAAAUUCUUGGAAAGAACCAUUUAUAUAUUUUUCUGCUGUAUGAUGUAGUGAUUCUGUUUUCACAAACUUUCAUAUUAUAAACGGUUAAAUCUUCUACUAUCUUAGCAGAAUACAGGUACGUUAAGCCUUAGUUUGUAUGAUGAAUCUAAAUAUCUUUGUAGAAUUUAGUUGCCUUUAUCCUUAAUUUUUAUCUUUUAGCACAGGUGUCUUAACCAAUAGUUUUUCGGAAGAAUCUAUGAAAAGUUCAGCUCGAUGUUUGGGGCCUUAUCUCUUAGUUUGUUUCAGUGAGGCUGUAGCAUCAUAGCAAACUAUGCCUCAAGGUUUUUUUGAAAGUGCCUUUUUGCCAUUAGUUUGGCCUUAUUCAGCUAUUUUUACUCUUACAGUAUGUUACAUGUACAAUCAUCUUGUUAAAGAAUUGUUUGUAUUAUAGUAAAGUCUUUAUCUUUAAUUAUGAACAUAUACACUUAGCCUAUUAAUCUUGCUCUUGCUAAUAGAACGAAUGUAAUUAUAUAAUUAUAUAUAUAUAUACAAUUUUUUACUUUUUGAUGAUUUUUGUUAUACAUUUGUUGAUAUGAUUUGUUAACAGUAAAGGCUGUGUAUAAUAAACUUAUUUCUUAAAA